GCAGUGGCCGGCAUGCUUCCUGUGUUGGUGUAUCCACAUAGCGUGUGUAGCUAAACGGCUAAACAAGAUGAGUUCUCAGAAAGGUAAUGUUUCGCGAUCGCGACGCCAGAAGCAUCAAAACACGACGGCCUACAGAAACGACAAGUACGGAGCGAAUGCACAAGUAAAGAAAGCAAAUUCAAAGAUCCAUGAUGGGCUUUGUCAACGCUGUAAGGAAGUUCUCGAGUGGAAAGUCAAAUACAAUAAAUACAAGACACUGACACAGCCCAAAAAAUGUGUCAAAUGCUCUCAAAAGACAGUGAAAGAUGCGUACCACAUUAUUUGCAAGCCGUGUUCUCUUCAGCUUGAGAUAUGCUGCAAGUGUGGGAAAAAAGAGGACAUUGUUAUUCCGGUAAACUCACAUCUGGACAGUAAGGAGCAGGAAGAACAUGACCAGAGCAAGAAAAUACGUGGACGAGGAAAGAAAGACGCGGAUGACUUGGACAGUGAUGAUGAUUUUGAUGAUGAUGAUGAUGACUUUGGUGACCUUGACGAUGAGGAAGAUGAAGACUUUGACAGUGAAGCAGGACCAAAAAAGACACAGAGCAAACCUGCUGUGCUCCCAGAUGUGUCUCGAGUUAAUGUUAAAGAUUGAAGACAGUGUGAGGCUUUUUUGAAAUCUGGUAUAAAAUGUGUUUUCUUACCAAAGUUCAGUAUGAAAUUUGCGAUGUGAUGACUUUCAAAUGCAAAUGAACUGAUGUUGCUGGUUUGACGCAGAACCUGGAAGAAGAAUUAAGGCCAACAUCCAAGAAACUGAGUGGACGAAAGCUCCCAGAUGAUUUUAGAUAGUUGUACAUCAUUUGCCUAAAUAGCCUGAAGUAAUGUACAUUUUACACUGUCAUAAAUUACUCUGGAAUAUUUA
Stegastes partitus (bicolor damselfish) is the source of this 901-nucleotide messenger RNA. It is a transcript of the gene cunh9orf85, whose product is annotated as chromosome unknown C9orf85 homolog. The transcript is spliced from 4 exons. Bases 68 to 634 code for a protein of 188 amino acids. NCBI's taxonomy places the organism in Eukaryota, Metazoa, Chordata, Actinopteri, Pomacentridae. The record is from RefSeq and is a predicted model, not a curated record.